Schistosoma bovis is the source of this 639-nucleotide messenger RNA. The record is from the annotation of a GenBank genome assembly. Lineage: Eukaryota; Metazoa; Platyhelminthes; Trematoda; Strigeidida; Schistosomatidae.
UUUCAGUACAACUGAGAAUAUAAAAUUUGCCAUUGGUCAAGCAUUUCAGUUGCGAGCCGAACUAAAUGCUAGAGAUGACAAAGUCAAGUCAUAUUUAGAAGAAGGUAAAAGACUGAAAGCUUCAUUCAAACAACAUUUGAUGCAAUAUGAUAAGUCAAGUUAUGAAAAGUGCCAUCAGCCAUACGAAAUGUCCCAGUUAUAUUCGAAAAUAGAAAUGAGAAAACAACAUGGAACUAAUAAUCCAACUGAUGAAAUACAAAUUUGUAAGAUCAGUGAACAGCGGAAAAAGUUACGGAAUAAUACCUUACAAAAUGUGAAUAUUACUGACAAGGAUUGUAUUAUAGAAAAAGCUGAACAACACAGUCGAAUCGCAACAGUUAGAUCAAUUUCCUCUGAUCCUCACCUUGAAUCUAUGAGGUUAAAUGCAAAUUACAGUCAAAUGUCAGAUUCAUCAUCUAUGGCAUUAAAUCAACUGGAUUUACAAAAUGAGAGUGAUAUGAGCAAUGAAGAAGACCAAAUAAUAACAGAUCUUCAGUUACGUAUGACACGAUUAGUAACAUCAUGGUAUAAUUUGCACAAGAAAUGGCAUCAAAUAUAUGAACGACUAGAAUUACAACUUAGUAUUAAUGAAUUUGCAAG